CGGGCUCGAAAAGCCUUGUUUUAGUUGUUUGUUGUUUUUUGAAAAUUGGUGGUUUGAAUUUUUUGUUUGUAAAUAUUAAUUAAUGAUAAUUUAUUCUAUUAAUUUACGCCUACGGAUAUGGGUAUUAAGGGAUUGUGGACCGUGUUAACACCUUACAGUGAGAAGAAGUCGUUACAUGAGAUACGUGGUGAAACUAUAGCAGUAGAUCUAUCAGGAUGGGUAUGCGACAGUCAAAAUGUUACAGAUUAUUAUGUACAACCAAAAUUAUACCUCAGAAAUCUUUUCUUCAGAACAAUCUACCUGUUAUUAGCAGAUAUAAAUCCGAUUUUCGUGCUUGAAGGUGAUGCUCCUGACUUGAAACGCGAUGUAAUGGCCGCUCGGAAUGCCAUUCAGUUCCGAGGUGCAGCACCUCGGUCUGAUGCUGCUGUUAAAAAUAAACGGCCAGAUGUGGGAAGGAAAAGGUUCAAAAAUGUUCUCAAAGAAUGUGAAUCGCUGCUGAAAUGCAUGGGUGUACAAUGUAUAAAAGGAAGAGGAGAGGCUGAAGCUACUUGUGCCCAGCUGAAUGCCCAAGGUCUAGUGGACGCAGUGAUAUCGCAAGACUCGGAUUGCUUCGCGUAUGGCGCGCGGCGCGUGUACCGCAACUUUAGCGUGUCUAGCGCGGCGGGCGGCGGCGCCAUGCAAGGUUCCGUGGACUGCUAUGACGCUGACAAGAUGUUGAGGGCUAACCGAUUUGGCCGCAAUAAAAUGGUGGCGCUAGCUAUGCUCUGUGGGUGCGACUACGGCGUAGGCGCAUGUGGAUCCUCGAUAAAUACUGCCGUUGCAUUUAUUCACACUGUCGACGAAACAGACAUUAUUCCUAGGUUAAUAUCCUGGGUGAGUGACCCUGACCGCUACGAGGAGCUGUCCCGCUGGGCGUCCGCGCCGGGCCGCUGCGACCGCUGCGGGCACGUGGGACGCACGCACCUCAAGAAUGGCUGUCCCGUUUGUGGCACCAACAAGGGGUGCAGUGACUUGGGACAUAAAGCAAAAGUAGCAGAAGUGAAGCGAGAGUUAUCGCUCCGCUCCCGCGCAGUUUCCUGCGGUAUGCCGUUCCCGGAACCAAAGGUUAUGAAGGAGUUCCUCAACAAUGUCCCGGAACAAAUAGACGUUGAACGCACGAAGGCCACGCCUCCUAGUUUGAUACAAUUUAUGAAACUUAUGUCAAACAAACUAGAAUGGUCGGAGAAAUAUUGCGUUGAAAAAUUUCUACCUUUGCUCACCAAGUGGCAUCUUCAAGAAAAUGUACCUCGCAGAACAAUUAAACCUAUGGUUAUAAAAAAGAAAAGACACCCUAGAGGUGUCCCCAGCUAUGAAGUUAUUUGGGAGGAUAUAGAUGGCCUGUAUGAAGGCAUAAUACCAGAUGACCAGUUUGAUGAGGAUGCGGACCCACAGUCAGUAUGGACAACAAUAGAAAGGCAGGACCUUAUGCGCCAGUACUAUCCAGAACUCGUAGAAGCAUAUGAAGAGUCUAUCAAGAAACCACCAAAAGAAAAGAAGACACGAGCAAAAAAGAAGAAAGACGACAAUCAACCCGAAAAACCAAAGAGAAAAUACACAAAAAAGACUAAAAAAGUUAUCGAUACUGAUGUGGCCAAUCUUAGCGGUUCGUUCAGAAAUAUCGACUUAUCGACAAAAGCGUGUGAUCUCAACUCUAGCAAAGCCAACUUGAGCGUGUCGGUAAAUAGACUGAAAAGAAAACUGAAGACAAACUCAAAGAAGAAACAAAAGACAAUCGAGAGUUUUAUAGCCAAGAAACGCAAAAAGUCCAUAGGAAGUACAGUGAAUUCGUUGAGAUGUAGUCUUAAAAAUAUGUCAAUUAAGGACGCACCCGAGGACAUGUAUCGUGAAUUUUUGAAAGCAGAUUCAUUUCAGUGUGAAAAGAACCCCAUAAAAUGCGAUGAUAAAGAAAAUCAUCUGCUCAGUAUGUUAGACGCUACUAUAGACGAUGAUGACAAUGAAAAUGAUUUAUCCGAUAUCAUAGACAAUAUUGUCUCUAGAACAUCACACGCUAAAACUGCCAAAGUAAACAAUAAUUUGGUAAGACUUGUUUUCCACAAUAAGUUUUCAACACCUCGAAAAUCAGUGUUGCGGAAAAGUGUAUUGAAUGAAAUUCAUAAUAAUUGUUCUACGCCAAACGGUAGCCCGAUUAGAAGAAACAGCUUUAAUUUUAAACAUAGCCUAAACAAUUCGCGACAAAGUAAAGUCAAUACAAGUUACUUUUUUGACAAAUUAACAGAAGAUCGUGAUGCUUUUGAAAUGUCCGUAGAAUAUAACAAAAGCGUUGUUUCAAUUAAAGACUGUGAUACAACCGUUGACUAUAGUUUACCUGAUGUUUGUUUAUAAAAUCGUGAUGUAUUAACAAAAUUCGUAAUAAAGUCGUAUAUUUUA
This is a messenger RNA of Ostrinia furnacalis (Asian corn borer), 2427 nucleotides long. RefSeq names its product XPG-like endonuclease (gene Gen). NCBI's taxonomy places the organism in Eukaryota, Metazoa, Arthropoda, Insecta, Lepidoptera, Crambidae. The record is from RefSeq and is a predicted model, not a curated record. Gene Ontology annotation, molecular function: four-way junction DNA binding; 5'-flap endonuclease activity. The transcript is spliced from 11 exons. The coding region runs from base 118 to 2382 and encodes 754 amino acids.